Solea senegalensis (Senegalese sole) is the source of this 2039-nucleotide messenger RNA. RefSeq names its product intraflagellar transport 52 homolog (Chlamydomonas) (gene ift52). Gene Ontology annotation, cellular component: cilium; intraciliary transport particle B; centriole. Gene Ontology annotation, biological process: cilium assembly; intraciliary transport. The record is from RefSeq and is a predicted model, not a curated record. The coding region runs from base 700 to 2004 and encodes 434 amino acids. The transcript is spliced from 13 exons. NCBI's taxonomy places the organism in Eukaryota, Metazoa, Chordata, Actinopteri, Pleuronectiformes, Soleidae.
ACGAUAAAGCGGUAGAAGAUGGAUGGAAUACCUGAAGAUAGGUUCUUGAGCACACUUGGAAGGAAAGAGUGAGGAGAGGAAUAAUCAGCUGUAACGUGAAACACUUCAGCAAUAUAUCCUGCUCAAUUUCACACACUGCACCUUUAAAGCGCACCCUUGUAAAGGACUAAACAUAUUACCAUCAACAUGGACUUUUGAGCAUCAUAAUUUUGUUCUUACGCAUGCGCUGCGGGGUUGCUAUGUGUUAGCGCCCUUGGUUACCACUCUGUGUCCCAUAAUGCAUCGCUUUUAGCAGAUCUUUUGAGAUAACUUCAGCUACGCUAGCUAUUAAAAUAAUGUAACGUCCACAUUGCAAGACUUAAUAUAUGCAUAUGUGGAAGAGAACAAAACGAGUGGCAUCGCUUUAUUUUUAGUUAAAUGGACAGAAAAGAGAAAACUUGGUAACGGACGCUGUUGUAAGGUAACGACGGGAAGCUAUGAGCUAACGGCUAAUGUGACUGGUCUGUUAGCUACGCCGCUACUUGUUUGUACUUUAAUGGGAUUUCUAUGUUCAGUUAAUCGAGAUAACUCGUCCCAGAGCCAGAUAUUAUGCCAAUAAUGUAUUAUACCAUGAAGUAAAUAACUCGCGUAUUGUCAAUAACUGUGCUCAAACCUGUUUCUAGCUGUUUGUUUGGAUAAACUGAGUUGAUGACAUAAACAAUGGAGAGGGAAACGCACAACUUCGUGGUCUUCAAUGCUUCAAAAAGAGAACUUUUUACCUCCAUCAAUGGAUACAAAACAAUGCAGAAGAGACUUCGGGCUCAGUGGAAAAUCCAGAAUAUGAAAGAAGAGUUGUCUGUGGAGAAGUUGAGGGGAGUUAAGUUGUGGAUAACUGCAGGACCAAGAGAGAAGUUCACAGCAUCAGAGCUGGAGGUACUGAAGCAAUACCUGGACGGAGGAGGAAACAUCCUGGUCAUGCUCGGUGAAGGGGGAGAAAACAAAUUUGACACAAACAUCAACUUUCUCCUGGAGGAGUUUGGAAUAAUGGUUAACAAUGAUGCUGUUGUGAGGAACGUUUAUUACAAAUACUUCCAUCCCAAAGAGGCACUGGUGUCCAAUGGUGUACUGAACAGAGAAAUCAGCCGAGCUGCUGGCAAAGUGGUGACAGGAAUCAUUGAAGAUGAAAACAUUGGAAACAAUGCACAGGCUCUCACAUUUGUGUACCCGUAUGGUGCCACACUGGGUGUGAUGAAACCAGCUGUGGCCGUUCUAUCAACAGGCUCCGUCUGCUUCCCUCUCAACAGGCCUGUCUUGGCCUUCUAUCAUGGAAAGGAGGCUGGCAAGCUGGUUGUGCUGGGUUCCUGCCACAUGUUCUGUGACCAGUACAUAGACAAAGAGGAGAACAGUAAAAUCAUGGAUGUCGUGCUCCAGUGGCUCAUGAGCGAUACUAUACAGCUGAACCAGAUUGAUGCAGAAGACCCAGAGAUUACAGAUUACACCAUGUUGCCAGACACCGGGUGUUUGUCAGAACAGCUCAGAGUGUGUUUACAAGAGGGAGAUGAAAACCCUAGGGACUUCACCUCUCUUUUUGAUAUGUCUUUGUUUAAUUUCUCCACUGAUACUUUACCCCAAGUCAUCAGUGCUUACAAGCAGCUAAAUGUCAAAGACGAGCCACUCCAGCUGAUCACACCACAGCUGGAGACACCUCUGCCUCAGCUUCAACCUGCUGUUUUUCCACCUGCCUUAAGUGAUUUACCUCCACCCAUGUUGGACUUGUUUGAUUUAGAUGAAACAUUCUCUUCUGAGGAAGUGCGUCUAGCACAGCUCACCAAUAAAUGUACAGAGGACGAUCUUGAAUUCUAUGUGCGGAAAUGUGGCGAAAUUCUAGGUGUGACUCCAAAGUUGGAUAAAGAUCAGCGAGAUGCCAAGCACAUCUUGGAACACAUUUUCUUCCAGGUCGUGGAGUUUAAGAAGCUCAAUCAGGAGCACAACAUGGACAAUGAAGCACAAUUCACUCCGUUGUGAAUUGAAUAAAAGGAAAAGCUUUUUUUUAUUCUCAA